Messenger RNA from Kwoniella botswanensis, 1449 nucleotides. RefSeq lists its product as uncharacterized. NCBI's taxonomy places the organism in Eukaryota, Fungi, Basidiomycota, Tremellomycetes, Tremellales, Cryptococcaceae. Gene Ontology annotation, biological process: medium-chain fatty acid catabolic process; medium-chain fatty acid biosynthetic process. Gene Ontology annotation, molecular function: monoacylglycerol lipase activity; acetylesterase activity. The coding region runs from base 1 to 1449 and encodes 482 amino acids. The transcript is spliced from 7 exons. The record is from RefSeq and is a predicted model, not a curated record.
AUGGACCCAGCCUUCUCCUUUACUCCCUCUUACCCAAAAACAAUCUGCAAAGGCUUAUCAAUAGCAUUAUGCUUCUUUCUACUCUACCACCUCAUUCUGAUCAUAACCCAACGAUGGACAAAGAUAAAACUUACUUUUCCCGAUAAACCUAGAAAAUCUUCCAAUGGCGAAAAUGUAGUUGAAUUGGUGGAUAGAUGUUGUAAGAGUUUGAAAGAUGGAUUUAGAGCUAGUUGGUGGUUACCCAAUGGUCAUGCUCAAACAAUAUAUUCUGCUAUGGCGGAUUUCUCCAAAGAUGAUCAAAUUACCUAUCAGCGACAGCUGUUGAGGGUUACUGAUGGCGGCACCAUCGGUCUCGAUAUCUACCCACCCUUAUCUGUCACUCUACCCGCAAAUUCUCCCGUUGUACUUAUCAACCACGGUCUAACUGGCGGAAGUCAUGAAAGCUACGUAAGGAAUAUGGUGGUCUGGCUGACCAAACCUGUCGACCAAGGUGGUCUGGGUGGCAGAGCAGGCGUCGUCAAUUUUCGGGGAUGCGCAUCGACUCCUCUGACUUCGCCUCACCUUUACUCAACCGGAUCGACUAUCGAUCUUCAUACUUCCGUUUUGUACCUCUCGACGCUUUUCGUCGCAGCUCCGAUGUUCGGCGUGGGUUUCAGUCUAGGAGCAGCAGUUAUGACUAGGUAUCUGGGUGAACAAGGGGAUCAUUGUAGAUUGAAAGGUGGGGUCGUACUUUGUUGUCCGUUGGAUAUGAAGGUGGUGACUUAUGGCCUAGACUCUCCUCAUCCUCUGACCCGCUUAUAUUCCCUCUCAAUGUCGCACAAGAUGCUUCGAUCAAUCUCACCCCACUUGAUACCUUCCUCACCCCUUUCUCACCCAACAUCCCACCUGCAUAUCCACUUACCCGAAAUCAUAUCACUGACCAAAUCACUUCGUCGAAGAAUCACCCUCAAGGCUUCAAAGAUGUUAGAGCUAGUCGCGUGUACCGUCGGAGGUGGGAAUGAGCUCUUCCCCUUUGAGACACUUGAUGGGUUUCUGAGUUGGAGCUGUCCAGGUAAUUGGAUUGGAAGUAUCAGAAGACCGACUUUGGCAAUUUCAGCAUUGGAUGAUCCGAUCGUAUCUUCAGCUUGCCUUCCGUACAAAGCUAUCCGCCAAUCAUCGCAUUGCGUCCUCGCUACAGUCUCUCAGGGUGGUCAUCUAGGAUGGUUCGAGGGACCUCUGGUAGGUGAAAAUAAACACAAAAGAUGGCAUGUCAAGCCUACCAUCGAAUUUUUAAAAGGCAUACUGGACUCGAACUCCACCAAUGUCCGUGAAAACAAAGAAGAGUUGCUAGUGAGGAGAGAAGGCGAUUGGACAUGGAUAGGGGAAGUAGGAUGGAUGGUGCUGGAUGAAGUGGAUGAAAAAGGUUGGAGUGGCAGUGAAGGGGAGGAAGGAGGGGAACUAUCUGAUUGA